This is a messenger RNA of Mercenaria mercenaria, 1419 nucleotides long. RefSeq lists its product as uncharacterized. The coding region runs from base 16 to 357 and encodes 113 amino acids. The record is from RefSeq and is a predicted model, not a curated record. The transcript is spliced from 4 exons. NCBI's taxonomy places the organism in Eukaryota, Metazoa, Mollusca, Bivalvia, Venerida, Veneridae.
UGUUUUGCAGGUACUAUGGCGAUGGCUAGAUAUUCGCCUCAAAUGCAGUUCGGAUGGUACAAUCCACCAUAUCCAGGACAAGGUACUAUGCCGAUGGUUGGAUAUUCGCCUCAAAUGCAACCCGGAUACAACAAUUCUCCAUAUCCAGGACAAGGUACAAUGCAGAUGAAUGGAUAUCCUCAAAAUCCGCUUUUCGGAAACUACAAUAACCCAAAUCCUGUAUCUGGCAAUUCUUUAAUGGCACAAGGACUCACACCCGCCACUAAUAUCAUAAGAAAAACGUCUACUAUAAUUAUCGAGGGAGACAACAAUACUAUCAACUAUCAAAAGAAUGCAGUUGUCCGUGUCCAGAUUUAGACGAAUCUGGAUACUGUGCGAAAUGUGGAGGACAAGGAAAUUGCGGAUAUAUGAACCUUCAGGUCGGAGUAAAAGGAACCAAGAAUAAAAUCAAUGUCCAUUAUUAAUAACAAAAAGAAAUGCAAAAUGCUGACAUUUCUGCAAGCUUGACUUUCAUUUCAAAUGUUUCAUUACCUUUGACGUCUCUGUUAACUUAGAAUCAUUUUGUUAUUGCUUUAUCGUGAAUUAUUGUUAAUUAUGUCAUUCUUAAAUCACUUCCUUGUUUUUUCUUGCGGACAUCGUGUUCCGAUUCUCUUUUUAACUUGUACGACGACACGCUCUUUAAGCAAGUGCGCAAGUCACUAUUUUUAUACUGAGUUUGCUUGGCGCUAAAAUUGAAUUGUUGUGAAUUGUUAGCCGUAACUUUUAGAUUUUUUUAAUAGGAAUGAUGUAUAGCUUUUUAUUAUAAUGUUCGUGUGCCGUCUUGUAAUGUAACACUUUGUUGUAUCGGUUAUACAACCUGGUGAGAAGUUUUCAACAGUGGAGGGUUUCCUUUAGGCACCCCUUCAAACAAGCCUCCAGGUACUGUGGGAUUUGUUGGAAUUGUUUCGAUAUAAUAGGCCUUGAUCGACCUUUAUUCGGCACUUCCACUUUGAUUAAAAAAAGUUACAGACGUUAUUACUUCCUUUUUUCAUUUAAUUUAAUUAUUAAAUUAAAUAAUUUCAGGAAGCCUUCAGUAAAAGUACAGCUGUUUUAUUGUGCUGUUGUUUUAGCAGCUUUUUUCAGAAUUUUUAUCUACUUAGAUUUUUGCAAUCAUAUCAAGUAUUUAGAGUUACUAGAUCAUACAUAAUAUUUUUCUUGGCAUUUCUUAAGUGUUACAUCCUCAAGUAGGUUUAUUUUCGGCACCUGUAACUUUCGGGUCGGUCAUAGGCAGCCCCUUUCGUGUGUUCGUUAGAAAUUUAUCUCGUCGGACUUUUAGUCAAACAGAUUUUACGGUUCUGUUUUAUCGCUAUUUGUUUUAUCAUACUUUGAAGCCUUUAUUGUUAGGACCCUUUAAAAUAAACGUUGCACAUUUAUAAAACA